Molecule: messenger RNA, 930 nt
Organism: Symbiodinium sp. CCMP2592
Lineage: Eukaryota; Dinophyceae; Suessiales; Symbiodiniaceae
Source: the annotation of a GenBank genome assembly
AUGGCCUCCUAUCCUCGGUGUUGCAGAUGUACCGCCGACGUGAAGACUGGCUGUGCAGCAACAUGGGAAGGUCUCGAAGCCGGUGCGUGGCUCUGGGUGAGGGAUGCGACCGUCCAGUACAACGAGGCCUCAAAGUCCUGGAUUUACUUGGCGAGCUCCGUCUGGGAGCAGACGGAGGCCAUCAGGGUUUACUGCGAGAGAUGCUGGCGGUCUUGGGCACGAUACGUGAAGCCGGGAUGCAAGUAUCAGCUCAGCAGUUCGUGCGAAGGGUUGGCCAACAGCAACUCAGGCAAGUACCUGGAUCACUGGAAGCACAGAGGCAACCCCUUCCAGUGCGCCGUGCGCUUUAGCGUCAGGAGCUCCGACCGUUUUGAGAUAUUUGGACGGCUGUGCUACCGCGUAGCUCAAAAGGCUGCAGCGCCAAGCCCUCCGACGUACUGCUUGAUCUCGGCGCCCACAUCGGCACGGCCACAACGUAUUACCUCGAACAGGGCAUCUCAGGCGCCGACUCCUAUGAGCCAAUGCAGAAGAACUUGGGGCACAACGAAGCAAUGCUUCACGAGACAUCGUGCGGCGGUUGCAGGUUCCCGGCGGAUGCUGCUCGACCCACAUAACCAUUUGCUGAGAGCAGGGCAAGGCCAAGGGCAGGGCGGGCGCUGGUGCGUGGACGGGCACUUUCCAGGUGAAGACGAAGGACGUGGCCUACGGCAUCGACUGCGCGGGCAUGUUGCAACGGAAUCUGAGCACACAGCACCGGCGACUCCAGCGACCACGGCAAUUCUGCCCAAACUGCUCGGAAGGCAGAAAAGGCUCCAAUGUGAUGUUGAAGCUCAUUCUGCUGAGAGUGAAAACUUGGCCUUGAGGGUGGCAGAUUUGGAGCAGGAGGUGGAAAGGUUGAAAUCUUUCAGGCGGAGCACAGCAGUCAGAUGA